Molecule: messenger RNA, 1693 nt
Organism: Amaranthus tricolor (Joseph's coat)
Lineage: Eukaryota; Viridiplantae; Streptophyta; Magnoliopsida; Caryophyllales; Amaranthaceae
Product: dihydropyrimidine dehydrogenase (NADP(+)), chloroplastic
Exons: 8
Coding region: 133-1401 (422 amino acids)
Biological process (GO): uracil catabolic process; thymine catabolic process
Cellular component (GO): cytoplasm
Molecular function (GO): dihydropyrimidine dehydrogenase (NADP+) activity; NADP binding; uracil binding
Source: RefSeq, a predicted model, not a curated record
UCUACGUUUCCCAUGUGCGCAUGAUCAUCUCUUAUUCAUAACAACUCAUCUUCAAAUCAAACUUUCUCCUUCAAUCUUGUUAUUUUCUCAGAAAAGAAUUAAAAUUCUCAAAUUUCUCUCUUUUUCUGAUCAAUGGCGACAAUGAAGCUUACUACUCAGUUGAAAACCAGCCCAAUAACUCCGAUUUGGAGCCCCAAUUCGACUCGGUCAGCUAGGCCAUCCCGAGUUGGGUUCAGGGUAUCUGCAUCCUACUCACAGCAGGUGGGACCGGAUCUUACUGUGAAGGUAAAUGGGUUAACGAUGCCUAACCCAUUUGUGAUCGGGUCAGGUCCACCUGGGACUAACUAUACUGUGAUGAAAAGAGCUUUUGAUGAAGGAUGGGGUGCAGUUAUUGCUAAAACUGUUUCUUUGGAUGCUGCAAAAGUAAUAAAUGUAACUCCUCGUUACGCAAAGUUAAAAGCUGGAGUUAAUGGCUCUGCAAAACCGCAGAUAAUUGGCUGGGAAAACAUUGAGCUAAUUAGUGACCGACCUCUUGAAAUUAUGUUGAAAGAAUUCAAGCAGUUGAAAGAAGAAUAUCCUGAUAGAAUAUUGAUUGCUUCAAUCAUGGAAGAAUAUGACAAAGCUGCAUGGGAAGAGCUCAUUGAUCGAGUCGAGCAAACUGGAGUUGAUGCAAUUGAAAUUAACUUCUCAUGUCCUCAUGGUAUGCCUGAGCGUAAGAUGGGUGCUGCUGUAGGAAAGGACUGUGCAUUGUUAGAGGAGGUCUGCGGUUGGAUAAAUGCUAAGGCUACUGUUCCAGUGUGGGCAAAGAUGACCCCUAACGUUACUGAUAUUACAGAGCCAGCACGGGUGGCACUUCAAUCAGGAUGUGAAGGUGUUGCUGCUAUCAACACAAUCAUGAGUGUUAUGGGAAUCAAUCUCAAAACAUUACGUCCUGAACCAUGUGUUGAGGGAUACUCAACCCCUGGGGGAUAUUCUUCAAAAGCAGUCCAUCCUAUAGCUCUUGCUAAAGUAAUGAGCAUUGCAAAGAUGAUGAAGGCAGAGUUUAGUGAAGAAUUUUCUUUGUCUGGCAUCGGAGGUGUUGAGACUGGUGAUGAUGCUGCUGAAUUUAUUCUUCUAGGGGCCAAUACUGUUCAGGUCUGCACAGGAGUGAUGAUGCAUGGGUAUGGUCUUGUGAAGAAACUAUGCGCUGAGCUGAAAGAUUUCAUGAGAAUACAUAACUUCUCGUCAAUUGAAGAUUUUCGAGGGGCAUCUUUACCAUAUUUCACGACACACACAGAAUUGGUUCGAAUGCAGCAGGAAGCCAUCCGGCUGAAAAAAGCUACCAAAAAAGGUUUGACCUCUGACAAGGACUGGACUGGAGAUGGCUUUGUGCAGGAAACUGAAAGCAUGGUUUCCAAUUAACAUUUUACCUAAUCGAAAAUAAUUCGCUCGAGCAUGCGCGAUCCCGUUGCCGAAACUAGGUGAUGCUGCUCAUGAAAUGGCCCCAAAUUUGAUGUAAAGUCAUUCAAGUAAUGUAAGCAUCAACUGAGGAAGGAUAACAGUGGACAUUGUCAUGCACAGUUAUUUUCUUAAUGCCUUGAUUAAUCAAAUUAAGUAUAGCUGCUCUUUCUGCUGAAAAAUGUUAAAUAAAACAUGGUGUACACUUUUAACUUUGGAUCCUUACAUUACAUGCACUUUAUAACUUGUCUAUCAA